Messenger RNA from Parastagonospora nodorum SN15, 1749 nucleotides. RefSeq lists its product as hypothetical. Lineage: Eukaryota; Fungi; Ascomycota; Dothideomycetes; Pleosporales; Phaeosphaeriaceae. Gene Ontology annotation, cellular component: plasma membrane. The transcript has 5 exons. Gene Ontology annotation, molecular function: high-affinity potassium ion transmembrane transporter activity. Bases 1 to 1749 code for a protein of 582 amino acids. The record is from RefSeq and is a predicted model, not a curated record. Gene Ontology annotation, biological process: potassium ion import across plasma membrane; intracellular potassium ion homeostasis.
AUGUGGAAGCCGCCAAUAAACUUCAUCACGCUGCACUAUGCAUACAUCAUCAGCUUCGGCAUCCUGGCGUUGGUCAUCCUGUACCCCGAGAAAAACCUGCGCACCGUAGAUGCAUACUUCUUCGGCGUCAGCGCUUCAACUGAAUCAGGCUUGAAUCCUGUAGAUCUCAAAGCACUCAAGACGUAUCAGCAAGUCUUUUUGUACAUCGUGCCGAUGAUCACGAACAUCGGCUUUGUCAAUGUUAUUGUUGUGGUUGUGAGGUUGAGAUGGUUUCGACAGAGGUUCAAGGCGGUGACUGCGAGGAAGGACGACGCUGUACAGGCUGGUUCGGUGACAAGAGAUAUGGAGAAGGGGCCGACGCUCACGACGCCUGCUGUACUGUCGAGGGAAGAGGAGCAGCCGAAAUCUGAUACGACGAGGAUAACGUUUGCGCCGGUGAUGCAGCGCGGUCGAACAGGGGAGCAUGCGCUGUAUAUUCCUGGACCAAGAGAGCGGGAGAACGAUGAAGACGUCGAUCGAAUCAGCAUCGCUCGCACCGAGUCGAACAGCAUCAUGCGCCGCAAAAAGUUCGAUACCAGGAAGAUGAGCAAAGCGACUUCGAUGGAGACUGCCGUGUCGUCCAUCUUCGUUUUAGGUAGCACUGCACGAGGCCAGAGUCAGGAUAGGUCAAGAAAAUCGUUUGACCGAGCGAAAUCGAUGGAACGAACGAAAUCAAUGGACAGAACCAAGUCGAUAGACAUUGCUACUUUGACACCAGACGAGUUAGGAGGUAUCGAGUACCGCGCACUACGAGUCUUGCUCAAGGUUGCGGUAGGAUACUUCGUCGGUCUGCAUUUACUCGGCGUCAUUUGCUUGGUGCCGUGGAUACACCUCGCGAGUCCCAAGUAUCGGGAGUACCUGGCUUCAACAGGCCAAAACGAAACUUGGUGGGCCAUCUACUCUGCGCAAACCAUGGUCGACAACUUGGGCCUCACCCUCACCCCGGACAGCAUGAUAUCAUUCCGCGACGCCACCUGGCCCAUGCUGGUAAUGUCCUUCCUCGCCUUCGCCGGCAACACCUUCUACCCCUGCUUCCUACGUCUCCUCAUCUGGACAAUCUACAAACUCUCCGCCAUCGACUCUUCGCUGCGAGAAUCCACCCGCUUCCUCCUCGACCACCCGCGCCGCUGCUACACCCUGCUUUUCCCGGGGACAGCCACCUGGAUCCUGGCGGCGAUUCUGAUAACGCUGAAUUUCCUCGACACACUGCUCAUCAUCGUGCUCGAUCUAGAUAACCCCGAAGUCAACGUCCUCCCUGUCGGCUCGCGCAUCCUCGCCGCCAUCUUCCAAGCCGCGUCCGCCCGACACACAGGCACAGCAACGUUCAAUCUCGCGAACGUGAAUCCCGCGGUCCAGUUUAGUUUGCUGGUCAUGAUGUAUAUAUCCAUCUACCCGAUCGCCAUCAGCAUACGCAUGAGCAGCGACUACGAGGACGGGUCGGUGGGGCUGUACGAAGUCGAGGAGAGUCUGGAUGAGCAGACGGGUGGGAAGAAGUACUUGGUUAACCACAUGCGGAACCAGUUGAGUUUCGACCUGUGGUAUAUUUUCCUGGGUGUGUUUUGUAUCUGUUGUGCGGAGAGCGAGAGAAUUAUGAGUCGGGAGGAUUAUGUAAGUUUGAAGCGGGAUGUUGAGGGGGGGUUUUGGGCUAAUGACUGGAUAGGCGUUCUCGGUUUUCUCGGUCUUCUUCGAGGUCGUGAGUGCGUAUGGUAA